AUGCUUAGCAAGACUGCACUGAUUGGGAGCUUUCUGGCUGGUUCAGCAGUUGCCGAGACUGUGCACGGUGUUCUCGUCUUUAGCCGCCAUGGAGAUAGGACAACCAAGCACUACGGUGCUCAAUCUUUGACCAGUCUUGGAGCGCAACAAUGCUUCGAGGUAGGAAGCGACUAUCGUAGCCGCUAUCUAGAGUCAAACUCGCCUCGCCGCAUCCUUGACAUCUCCGAGGACAAGUACGUCUCGUCUCAAGUAUACGCCAGUGCUCCGGACCAAGGCAUCCUCUUGAACACGGCCACGGCAUUUCUCCAAGGCCUCUACCCCCCCUUGGUCGACCUCAACGUCCAGAUAGCGACGUCCACUCUCAACAACGGCAGCACAAGCACCAGUCCCCUCAAUGGCUACCAGUACGUCCUCUUGCACGGCGAGAACUCCAACUCCCCAGACACCAUCUGGAUCAAAGGCGACGAUGGAUGUCCAGCCAAUGCUGCAGCCUAUAAAUCCUUUGAGGCUAGCCAGGAGUUUCAAACCCGUGUCGCGGCAACCAAGGACUUUUAUGCCGGCUUUUACGACGUUCUGGAAAGCGUCUACGACUACAAGCCUGAGAACAUGACCUACAAGAAUGCCUAUGACAUCUUCGACCUCGUCAAUGUAGCCCGCAUCCACAACAGCACUUCCUUGGCCCGCAAUGUCACGGACGAAGAGCUCCUCCAGCUGAGGACCCUGGCUGACAGCGCCGAGUUCGGAUACAACUUCAACGCCUCUCAGUCGGACCGAUCGAUCCAUGCGAGGACCCUCACCGCCGGCAUCCUCGCCCAGCUGAACCAAACUGUUGCGUCUGAGGGCAAGCUCAAGUUUUCCCUCCUGUCGGGUAGCUACGAUACGUUCCUCGCCUUCUUUGGUCUGACUGAUCUCAUCGCCGUUUCGGAUGACUUUUACGGUCUGCCCGACUACGCCUCGACUAUGGCGUUUGAGCUUGUUAGCGACGACGCUACUGCAUUUCCCGCCGAUGUCGACGCCGAUCUCCGCGUCCGGUUCCUCUUCCAGAACGGCACGUCCGGCGAGCUGAUAACGUUUCCCCUCUUCGGCACCGGGGAGGAGACCAUCUUGUGGCCUCGCUUCGUCAGCGAGAUGCAGGAGCGCGCCAUCAGCACCGUCGAGGAGUGGUGCAGCGCCUGUUCUAGCCUUGUGUCGUUCUGUGCCGCUUACCAAGACGAGGCAACUGGCUCAGGCACCAACAGCAGCCGAGGCAUGUCGAAUGCUGUUGCCGGUGUCAUCGGUGCCGCGGUUACGCUCGGUGUAGUUGCACUUGCCGGCGGAAUUGCACUCUUUUACUUGAAGAGGCGCCGUUCAACAGCUGUCGCUGCUGUCCAUGGAACCGCAGCCGAAAAAUCCAGCCUGCACAGUGAGAAGAGUGUCUGA
Colletotrichum spaethianum is the source of this 1419-nucleotide messenger RNA. Its product is annotated as tether containing UBX domain for glut4. Bases 1 to 1419 code for a protein of 472 amino acids. Gene Ontology annotation, molecular function: phosphatase activity. Gene Ontology annotation, biological process: dephosphorylation. The record is from RefSeq and is a predicted model, not a curated record. Lineage: Eukaryota; Fungi; Ascomycota; Sordariomycetes; Glomerellales; Glomerellaceae. The transcript has 2 exons.